AUGUCCACCAACCAAAACUUCCCUCUCACGAGUCAUAUUGUGGUGUUCGGAGCCUCAGCACCCAAGGAAGGAGAACCUUUGUGGAAUUUGAGCGUUGAACUCGGAGAUAAAUUAGCCCAAUGUGGAUAUUCUGUUUGUAGUGGUGGAUAUGGAGGUACUAUGGAAGCAGUGUCGAAAGGAGCAUCACAACAUCCCAAUGUUGACAUCAAAGGAGUCAUCAGUAGUAAAACAUUUUAUAAAAGACAUGAACAAGGAAACAAAUAUUUACGAACGACAGUGGAUACCGAUAAUUUAUAUGACAGAAUUAAGGGAUUGACAGAUUCAGGAAAUUACUUUGUAGUGCUUCCUGGAAGUCUUGGAACUGCUGCGGAAUUGUUAAUUGUGUGGAAUUUGUACUACAUCAAUUCUGUAUUCCCAGCGAGUGUGGAGCCAGUUCGUAAAAUAUUUGUUUUUAGAGAUCCAUGGGAAAAGAUUAUUAAUUUCAUUGGAAGUGAAUUGAAAGUCUAUCCAGAAUUGAUGAAAGCGUUUGUUUUUGUUGACACUGUCGAUGAAAUUAUUUCUGGAUUGAAUCAACUUGUACGCCAAUAA
Molecule: messenger RNA, 588 nt
Organism: Naegleria fowleri
Lineage: Eukaryota; Heterolobosea; Eutetramitea; Acrasida; Naegleriidae
Exons: 4
Coding region: 1-588 (195 amino acids)
Cellular component (GO): cytosol
Source: RefSeq, a predicted model, not a curated record